Molecule: messenger RNA, 630 nt
Organism: Naegleria lovaniensis
Lineage: Eukaryota; Heterolobosea; Eutetramitea; Acrasida; Naegleriidae
Exons: 1
Coding region: 1-630 (209 amino acids)
Source: RefSeq, a predicted model, not a curated record
AUGAACCCAUCAUCAUCAUUUCAUCAACUGACAACAUUUAAUGAAAGUAUUAAUUCUGUGAUGAUAAGCUGUGACCAUUCGGAAAGGACGAAAACAACAACUUCUACUCAUGACUCUCAAUCAUUAGAGCCACUCUCAAACGAAAUCAAGACUACUUCAUCGAAAAAGAAACCAACCAAUGCCAUUCUCAAGAGAAAGAGACAAAACUCUUUCGAUAGUUUGCAAGCAGCACAAUACAUGAUUCAAAGAAUUGUGAACACAGACAACCUUUCAUCCUCCUGUUCGCUCAGCAAUCAGCAAAUCGACAAGAAUGGAAAUGGAUCGAAUAAGGAUCUUUCCAACACUGAUCUUUUUUCUUCAACAACAAGUGACAAUGAAGUGUGUAACUUUUUAGAACAGAUUCUCUCCAAGAACAGUUCAUUGAUUGUUUCCGGAGAGACGCUGACGAGAGGAAAACGAACGAAAAGAGUUCAUGUGCAAACCAACUCUACACAGUCGAUUCAUUCAUACAUUCAUCAUGAAUCAGUGAAUAGCUGUCAAGCUCCUCAUUCCUCUAUGUUAACCAACAAUGUAUCAUUACCACCCUCGUUUUACAUGCAAUCGAGUUAUCAACUCUCCUUUAUGAAAUAG